Molecule: messenger RNA, 1389 nt
Organism: Artibeus jamaicensis (Jamaican fruit-eating bat)
Lineage: Eukaryota; Metazoa; Chordata; Mammalia; Chiroptera; Phyllostomidae
Gene: LDOC1
Product: LDOC1 regulator of NFKB signaling
Exons: 1
Coding region: 166-615 (149 amino acids)
Source: RefSeq, a predicted model, not a curated record
GCCGCUUUGUGGGCUGGAACUCUCAUAACUGCCUUGACUUCUCUGUGCCGCUCGUUCUUCUCCUGGACAUCGGCGCCUCCGCGGUCACGCACGCCCUGCGUGGCCUCUGUGCGCACCUUAGCCGAGCCUAGCAGAACGGAGCCCAACCUGUCGAAGCUGUUCGCCAUGGUGGACGAGCUGGUCCUGCUGCUGCACGCUCUCCUGGUGCGGCACCGCGCCCUGAGCAUCGAGAACAGUCAGCUCCUGGAACAGCUGCGGCUGCUGGUGUGCGAGAGGGCCACCCUGCUGCGCCAGGUACGUCCGCCGCCGAGCUGCCCGGUGCCUUUCCCGGAGACGUUUAACGGCGAGAGCUCGCGUCUCCCCGAGUUUAUCGUGCAGACGACGUCUUACAUGCUGGUCAACGAGAACCGGUUCUGCAACGACGCCAUGAAAGUGGCAUUCCUAAUCAGCCUGCUCACCGGGGAAGCUGAGGAGUGGGUGGUGCCCUACAUCGAGAUGGAUAGCCCCAUCCUGAGUGAUUACCAGGCCUUCCUCGAAGAGCUGAAGCAGUGUUUUGGCUGGGAUGAUGAAGAAGAAGACGAGGAGGAGGAGGAGGAGGAAGAAUAUGGUUACUAGGCCGGGAGACCCUCAGGCCUAGGGGGUUGGGCCCUGCACGCUGCCACCCGAGCCCCCCAUCCUGCUUUGCCUCUCCCACAGCUCCGUGCUUCUCCUAGCCUCCCGACCUUCUCCCCUGCCUCUGUCCUCUGGUCCUUUCCCUUCACUUCCUGUAGUGCUUGUCUUUGUUCCAAGAAUUGUGCUCCAGUUACCUGCUGCUGGGGCCUGGAGUUGUCUCUGAAGCUUGCUGCCAUCCACUCUGGCCAGCACCAGGACGCAUCCCUGCUACUUUGGACUGUGUACUGAGCCUCAGCUGGUCAGACAGUGCGCAGCCCUGCCAACUGCCAGACCUACAUCUGCCCAGAGACCUGCGCUGCCUCUACACCACCGUCCACUACAUUCCAGCAACAGACCACCACCGCCUUUGGAGAUGAGGACCAGCCUAGAAGAUGCCUGCGUUGGCUGCACCUCCUUGGACAUUGAUAUGGACAUCUCACCAACCCCUGAAGGGGCCAGACUUUCAACCUGGUUAGUUUCAUACCUAUUCCCAGAGCCCCCCUCCCCCACCAUAUAGCUGCAGGGGCCUAGUGUUCCUGGCAGCCAAAUUGUGGACAUUCUUUUCUACUAUGCACCAGUUUUACAUAGCUGUCAUUUUUUUGUUUAACAAUUGCAGAAGUCACACAGAUGUGUGCAUUUGGACAAAAAUACUAAAAACAAACAAAAACAGGCAUUCAGCCCAGCUUCUCAAUACUAUCUGGAAAAUGCAUUUGAGUUCUUUUCAAUAAAUACUGAGCA